CGACCGCCAAGCCACCAAUCACGCCCAGGAAGAGCAGGUGACAACUAUGGCGCCCCCUAACGUUGACAACAUGUUCACGCUCAAGGUGGACAAUGUCCCCUUCCAGAUCGGGAGCGACGAGCUGCGCGAUCUCUUCUCCAAGUUCGGCGAGAUUGGUGACGUCUACAUCCCCCGCGCUCGUGGCUCCAACGAGUCGCGCGGAUUCGCCUUCGUGCGUUUCAUGGAGAAGCGCGACGCCGAGGACGCCAUCGACGGCAUGGAAGGUCAGGAGUUCCAGGGCCGCGACCUGCGCGUGCAGUUUGCCAAGCAGCGCCGUCCCGACAACCCUCGUGAGUUCUACUCGCGUGGCAGCGGCGGCGGCGGCGGCGAUCGCUACGGCGGCGGCGACCGCUAUGGAGGAGGAGGUGACCGCUACGGAGGAGGUGACCGCUACGGAGGAGGUGACCGCUACGGAGACCGCAGAGACGACCGCCGGGACGAUCGCCGCUACGAUGACCGCCGGGACGACCGCCGUGAUGAUCGUUCGCGUCGCCGCUCGCGCUCCCGCUCUCCAGACCGCCGAGACCGCGAACGCGGCAGUGCUGGCCGUGACCGCAGCCGUAGCCGUUCGCCCCACCCGCGCAGCCGCUCGCCGCGUCGCAGCGCGUCACCGCCUCGUCGUGACUAAGUGAGCUGCGGCCCAGCGAAGGACAGCGACAAGGAAGAGGAGGAGUACCAGUUUAAGCAGAGAGGCGAGACCAGACCAGAUCCAGAUGGAUUUUGCUUGUUUUAUCUACUUCGGACGAGUGGUCCUGCAUUGUUGCUGCCUUAUCGAGAGAGUAUUAAACACGUGAACCAACCGGAGAAACUUCAAAAAGAGUCGAGAGAAAAGGAAAACUGCUGGGAGACUCGGGAGAAUCCUGACCAGAGUUGGCGGUUGUUUCGUGGGAGGUGUUGAGGGUGGUGCAUUCAAAAACGUCGUGUAGUGCGGGUCCUGUGUUUGAUGCUGCUGUUGUUCGAGUCCUGUGAGGUCGAGGCAGCAUUGUGUGUGUUCUGAACAGACGACUGAUCGUCCUUCUGUCGCUAUUUCUACUGGUUACCAACCGCAAAGGCCUCGACGGACGUCUGGCGUGCUCAAGCCGAGAUGCUUGCACUCCAGGCAUGAGUAGGUAAGGUAUCUGGCGGCUCUUCUGGCAUUCAAACGAUUAUGCACGCGGGAACUUCUUAGAAACAGACGCACCAACGGCAGUUUGGUUAACAAGAAGCGCCACAGUUGAAGCUCUGUCAUGAUUGAUGGAGCAAAACAAGGCAAGGACCGAGUCAUCGAUCUUAACGGCUGCAACAUUGAUACGCUCAACUGUCGCGCUGAUGAUUGAACUGAGAGACUUUCAUUUCAAAAAUGUUAGUUCAUCCACGAUUCUCGCAAAAAAUAAAGAGCAAAUUGAAAAAGAAUGGCGCGCUGU
This is a messenger RNA of Phytophthora nicotianae INRA-310, 1442 nucleotides long. RefSeq lists its product as hypothetical. The record is from RefSeq and is a predicted model, not a curated record. Bases 47 to 667 code for a protein of 206 amino acids. NCBI's taxonomy places the organism in Eukaryota, Oomycota, Peronosporomycetes, Peronosporales, Peronosporaceae. Gene Ontology annotation, molecular function: RNA binding. The transcript is spliced from 2 exons.